AUGGGUCGAAAAGUUUAUGUCAUUGGCGUCGGAAUGACGAAGUUUGAGAAACCGGGGAAACAUGAUGCCUCCUAUGUCGAUUUGGUCCGUGAGUCCGUGACAGAUGCUUUGUCUGACGCAAAAGUGUCCUACGACGACAUCAAACAUGCCUUCGUUGGAUAUGUCGGAUAUAGCAUGAGCAAAGCCGCAGCUAAUGCGGUGUUUUCGAAAACUGGGAAAACCCCGUCGGAUGUUCAAGUCGUCGAAUUGCACGAUUGCUUUUCUGCGAACGAGCUCAUCACGUACGAAGCAUUGGGACUGUGUCCGGAAGGCGGCGCCGGCGCCUUUAUUGACCGCGGUGACAACACGUACGGGGGAAAAUUUGUGGUGAAUCCAAGUGGUGGACUCAUUUCUAAAGGUCAUCCCCUUGGAGCCACU
This is a messenger RNA of Notodromas monacha, 417 nucleotides long. NCBI's taxonomy places the organism in Eukaryota, Metazoa, Arthropoda, Ostracoda, Podocopida, Cyprididae. The record is from the annotation of a GenBank genome assembly.